Aspergillus tubingensis is the source of this 882-nucleotide messenger RNA. Its product is annotated as DUF1774 domain-containing protein. The coding region runs from base 1 to 882 and encodes 293 amino acids. The transcript has 4 exons. The record is from RefSeq and is a predicted model, not a curated record. NCBI's taxonomy places the organism in Eukaryota, Fungi, Ascomycota, Eurotiomycetes, Eurotiales, Aspergillaceae.
AUGUCAACCUAUAAUCCAUUCGCUAGGCGAGAGUCUCACGACCGGUUCUCACUUGGAACCUAUCGCGUCCUCGUUCCCUUGUCGUGGCUGCUCGUCGUGGUCGUCGGCAUCUACUACUCCUCCCAUGCCCCCGAUGUCAAGCACGGCCAUACCAUCUGGAAGCAAGCCAACAAGCACAUUACUCCGUUUAGCUUGAGCACGGUUAUUUCUGGUGUUUACUGGAUCAUAACGCUCCUGUCUCAAAUCGGCUUUGUCUACCAUCUUUUCUCCAAUGACGCGGUGACGGCCACCGCCGCCGCCAAUGUAGGGUCACACUUCAUCCUGAACAAUCUGUUCAUCUUUGCCUGGAUUCUUCUGUGGACUCGCAGCCAUUUCUGGGGAUCAGAGAUUAUCCUGAUCGCGCACUUCCUGAACCAAAAGACGACCUACUGGCGGCAUCGUACACUGCCACCUCUUGCGCAUUUUGCCGCCGUCGCAGCGCCUUAUGCCUGGACUCUGAUCACGCUCUUCUGGAACGGAGCCGUUGCCGUGAACAGCAACAGCCUGCCAGCGAGGAUCGUUGCUAAUGUGUUCAUCUGGGUGCUAUUCGCAUUGGGUUCCACACACAUCCUGUCUACCCAGGAUGACAUUCUGGGUUACAGUCUGAGUCUCUUGACGCUGGCAUUGGCCGUCAAGCAGUUCGGCGUCAAGAUCAUCUCCCUGCAGUGGAUCUUUGCCAUUGUUAUCUUUGCCGUCUUCUUCGCCGAGUCUCUCUAUAUCUCCUUGACGAAGUACUCUGGGCGCAACAUCUUCUUCCGUAGGGCUGGACAGCCGGCGCCGGUGACCGAUCGCGAGAGGGAGCCGUUGCUCAACGAUUCGACCCAGCCAGCACAAACUGCCUAA